CUGAAUAAAUAGUGACAACACUGUUACUUUGUGACAUAUUGUGAUUCUUUCCUGAGCUGUUCAAUUGAAUACAAAUUUAAGUAAAAAUGGUUUUUUAUUUUAAAAGUAAUGUGGUUGAUCCUCCAGCUGUCUUGUAUAUGGGCCGAGACAAACAUGAAAAUGAAGACUUGAUCAGAUGGGGCUGGCCUGAAGAUGUUUGGUUCCAUGUACAUAAUUAUUCAUCCGCUCAUGUGUAUCUUCGAUUGGAAGAGGGGCAGACCAUCGAUGACAUCCCGACAGAAGUUGUAGAAGACGCCGUUCAGUUAGUCAAAGCCAAUAGUAUUCAGGGUAAUAAAUUGAAUAACAUAGAUGUCGUAUAUACAAUGUGGGAGAACCUUAAGAAAACUCCAGACAUGGAAGCUGGUCAAGUGGCCUACCACAGUGAGAAGGCAGUCAAAAAGAUACGGGUGGAAAAGCGGCGCAACGACAUAGUUAAUCGACUGAAUAGAACCAAAACAGAGGAAUAUCCUGAUCUUAGACAACAGCGAGAGAAACGCGAUUCUUUGGAGCGACAAGCACAAAAGGCCCAGAUUCGAUCGCAGAGAGAAAUCGAAAAAGAAAUUGAAAAACAAAGACAACAAGAGCAGGAACUCAAAAAUUACACAUCUUUGCUAAAGUCUGAAAAUAUGACCACCAACUAUGACAAUGGAAACGAUUCUGAUGACUUUAUGUAACUACUUACAUAUAUAAUAUUUUGUGUUAUUUUUCCCCCCAAAUAAAUAAAUGUAUGAAUUCUGUUUUUUUUCAUUUUGAUUACUA
Molecule: messenger RNA, 798 nt
Organism: Calliphora vicina (urban bluebottle blowfly)
Lineage: Eukaryota; Metazoa; Arthropoda; Insecta; Diptera; Calliphoridae
Product: coiled-coil domain-containing protein 25
Exons: 3
Coding region: 87-713 (208 amino acids)
Source: RefSeq, a predicted model, not a curated record